AGAGAGACAGAGAGAGAGAGAGAGAGAGAGACAGAGAGAGAGAGAGAGAGAGAGAGACAGAGAGACAGAGAGAGAGAGAGCGAGCGAGAGAGAGACUUUUUGCGUGUCUCUAAACUCUUUUGUCCUGUCUUUGUUUCCGUCCCGCCUGCUUUGGACCUGUGCUAUUGUCUCGUUAGUAGCACCUGGGACUUAUUCGUGUACCUCUCUCGGAGUCGCCCGCACACUCCCCUUCUCCCUCGUGCCUCUCUCCUUCCCCCCUCCUCCUCCUCCUGAGCCGCUGUGACCGUCAGCCCUCCACCGUUGGACUAUGCCCCCACCGGUGAGCUGAGGAAGGGGGCUCUGAGCUGCUCGGGCUCCCACCUGGAGAAGAGUCGGGCUGACAUCAAAGAGGAGACGGUUAGGUUAUUGCUGAAAAUGCAAGCCUCAACUGUCUCACCUGUGACCAACACUUCAAACACAAUCACAAAGACCAAAGAACAAAUACUCAUCCAGAGUUCAGGGGCAAUGAUCGUUGUCAUCGUCUUGGGAAUCAUCAUCAUUCUCGCCAUUCUCCUGAUAAUCCUGAAGACGUACAACAGGCGAACACAUGUAUCCAGAGUCCUGGGAGCCAGCGGUGGCUCCAAACCUCGUCCGAAGACGUCACUAACCACAGUUAACAGCAGCGUUCCGCUGAGCGUCAUGGGACCCAACUCCGUGUCGGGCAGCAUCUUCAGUUCAAACCCAACCUCAGAGAACAACUCGCAGCUGCCCAUAGCGCCGCUGGACUGCAUGGAGGGAAACCACAUCGAGCAGUUAUGCACCAUCAGUGAAUCCUCUGCGGUCACCGAAAGUGAUUCUCCAUCAAUAGAAAACACAUAGCAACAAGACUGUGGUCUCACAACAGGCACUGAGUGACCCAUCACUAAACACCAACUGAACCACUACUGGUCACUACAAUGGUACCAGGAUGCACGUGUGGAAUAGAAGUCAUGAACAAGAUGGUACCUUAAACAAACAUGAUGGAUUGCAUGAAGGAUGUUGCAUGAUGGGAAACUGAGCAUUUCUUGAGAAGAAUUUAUUUUUGACUGCAGUCAGUGUUCAGAGUAGAGAUGCCAGAAGUGUCUCGCUGUUUGUAGUCUUUGAAGAUCACUACUAAUACCAUGAAGAAAAUGUGUAGUAAAGACUGUAAUGGCUUGACUACAUUGCUCUUAAGUGUGUACAUUUCUGUAUUAAAGAUGACCACAUAGGUUCAUGUGUAAGUGUAGGAUUGAUAUAAACUUCAGAGAAGACAAAGGCAGUAUGAAAGACGCUAUCUCAGUGUGUAAUGGAUACCCGUAUGUUUGAGAAACACGUGUUGAUAUUGCAUACAUUAUUCCUAACUAAAUCUGCUUAACCUUGCAUUGUACUGUCUUUGUCUUCUGGUCACAGAUUCUCUCGGAUUAGUUUUCGUAAAAGAAAUCUAUAAAUUGUCAGUGUGUUUUUUACUAUGUAUAACAAAAAGCCCAUCGAGUUUAUUUUUAGACAUCUGUGUGUCUAACACGGUGAUGUAAAUCCUAGUUUGACGCCAAAGGGUUUUGCACUUUAUUUUCAUUGCUCUGUAUAUGUAUUAUUUGUGGUUCUUUACAUGAAAUUAGAUUUAAAAAUAAAAUAUAAUAUUUCUAA
This is a messenger RNA of Cyclopterus lumpus (lumpfish), 1641 nucleotides long. It is a transcript of the gene ncmap, whose product is annotated as non-compact myelin associated protein. The coding region runs from base 415 to 858 and encodes 147 amino acids. Gene Ontology annotation, biological process: regulation of myelination. The transcript is spliced from 4 exons. NCBI's taxonomy places the organism in Eukaryota, Metazoa, Chordata, Actinopteri, Perciformes, Cyclopteridae. The record is from RefSeq and is a predicted model, not a curated record. Gene Ontology annotation, molecular function: structural constituent of myelin sheath. Gene Ontology annotation, cellular component: Schmidt-Lanterman incisure; paranode region of axon; plasma membrane.